Molecule: messenger RNA, 4519 nt
Organism: Volvox carteri f. nagariensis
Lineage: Eukaryota; Viridiplantae; Chlorophyta; Chlorophyceae; Chlamydomonadales; Volvocaceae
Exons: 16
Source: RefSeq, a predicted model, not a curated record
AUGUUGCUGAUGGAACGCACAGUCCCCGAUGCCCCUCCUUAUUCACGUUACGGCACAAACGGCGACAAAAGCGUACAGCGCACAGUCCCCGACGCCCCUCCUUAUUCACGUUACGGCACAAACGGCGACAAAAGUGUACAGCGCCCCGCCACUCUCACGUACAAACGGCGACGUUGCAUCGAACGAGGCAGUAGCCUCUCGACCGGAAGGCCAACAGGUCAUGCGUUGUGGGGCACUUUCUUGUACCUCGGCCGAGCGAGGACAUGGCGAGGCGGAUCACGUGAGUUUCUUUUCCUCGACCCUCAGGAGGGCCUUGACCAAACGAUGAACGGCGGGGAGAAUUGCGUGAACUUGGCGCUGGUGCACAAGUACCCUGUCAAUGCUGACGAGCCACCGCCGCUGGACCAGCGUGUAUUCAGUGUCAUCUCCGUCAAUGCCAACAAGGAUGGAUCCAUCGUGUAUGCAGCAGAGGCAGGCGGGUCCAGCGACCAGGCGGUACCGGGGCUCAUCUGGUGCGAGGCCUGUAACCUAGGCGUACUGCCACCCGUGCCACCACCCAACCCUUUUCCCCGCAAGCUGUCAAGUGCGGCGAGUGGUUGGUACUCAGCGGAGGCCGAUGCGAGUGCGGGGGCGGGGGCUGGCGUGGCUGUUGGCGGUAGUGAUAAAAUGCUGGGCAAGAGGCGAGCACGGUCGAUGGAACUGGCGGAGGUGGGGCCUGCCGCCGCUGGUACAUCAAGUGGUGGUAGUGGCAAAGGACGAGACAAGAAGCGAGCACGGGGGCCUGACGUCCCGGCCGAUGUGGCCGAUGCCAGGUUCGCGUCGACUGCAGGUGGCUAUAGGCCGAUAGCUUCGGUGUCGUCAGCAACCGCCAAUUUACGAAACCACCUGAAGACCGACACCCACAAGGCUAACCUCGCCAUGAUAACCUUGCGAGCACAGCAGCGGCCCGAGACCUUUAACAAGCAGCCUCAAGUCCAAUUUGGGUUUGUGCGACUCGAUCCUUUUCUCGUCAAGAAGGCGGAGCGAGUGCCUGUUGCUGGCGCCCCCGCCAUGCAACCAGACGCGCCGGAUGUGUAUCAGCGCGCUCCCACUGCCACAGCCGCCCAUGUUCAUCCUGACCGCACGACCCCUCCACUGCCUCCGCUGCCACAUUUGCGGACCCACGGCCUGCCGCCGGGCAUGAACCGCGGUGUGUGCCUGCCCAGGGGUGCCGGUGUCGCCGGGUUGCAGAGGGGUGCAGCUUCAGCUCACGGUGGUAGUGGGGUGUACGGACCGGCUGGUGGCGACUAUGAGGCGCCGCUGCCGGACCAAAUGGGUGCUGGACGGAAGCAUACGGGGCUGCUGCAGCAGCAACAGCAGCGACCACGGCCGCAGUACCGGGGGCUCCAGCGACACCAGCAGGCACAGCAACGUGGUGGAGACAGCAUGGAGGGACAGCUUCAGCAGCAGUGGCGGUAUCCCAUACAGCAGCCACAGCACAAGCCAACGCCGCUGCCGUGGCGGCAGUCAACACCACAGGAGCAGUUGCUGGACGACACUUUCCCUGCCUACCACCAACAGGACGAACAACGGCAGCGACUGGGUUCUGGAGCCUCUGCAUAUGGCGCUAUGGGCUCGUCGGGUGCAGCCGGCAUCGACAUUGACGACCCCUGGGAGGGUGAUGGCAACGAUGCGGGUGUAGAGGCUGAGCCGGAGGAGCACGGCAUGUCUCCCGGGAGGUAUGAAGACCUGCCACGGGGACCAGGAUCAAGUGUGGCCUCACCCAGCGAGGACACCUUUGUGUACACGCGAAUGGGGUCCGCGCUUGUGACGAACCAGCCUUUCACGACCCGGUCUUUAACGCGGAAGGCUUCCAUUGCGGAGUCGGUCCUAUGCCCUGGGCUCCGGGGCCCAGAGCUUGCUGCGCUCUAUGGAUCUGACCUACAGGGCGUCAUGCAACGUUCGGACGUCGAGUGUGCCACUGCACACGACCGGGACAUCGUGGAUUGGCUUCCUGAGCUUGAAGAGGACAAACUUGAAGGUUUCCUCGACACUGCGCCACCCGCCUACUAUGGCGAGUCGGACUGUAUCCGCUCUACCUUGUGUGCUGUCGUCGUGCAGCCGGGCGGAGGACCUUGUGCUGCAUGCCGGGAACUGGGCGUGGACAAGAAACACAAACUGCUACGCAAAGCACAGCGCGCGCAGCAGCGCAUCCUCUUGUUGGAGCAGGGCCUGCCGGCACUGCUUCCGACAUCGCUGCUGUCAACCCUCGGCCGGGCUGAACUGUUGUUGCGCCUCCAGGCGGCGCUACAACAUGCACAAGUUCUUCUCCAGGAUCUCGACACGGCACGUAGAUCAGUGGCAGCCAAUGCAGAGCGGACACGACCGGCACUCGUGGAUGAGCUGGAGGAGGCGUUUCGGUCGGGCAGACUGGAGCAUGGGUCUGUGUUUGCUUCUCUCAUGCGGGGCGCGGUGAGGGGCGACAGUCGCCGGGGCCGCCAGCUGGACCAUAUCGAGCGGGCCUUCUACCUCCUGUUGCUGCAGAUGGGUGGCCCUAUCGUGGUCAAAUUCGUGGCCGCCAACUUCAACGGCCCACAUCUUCGAACCAUCCAGAGGAGUCGCGCCAGUCAGGCGUACUUCCGGGUUGGGCCUGCACAUGACGAUGCCAACAUCAAAGGAGUACUCGGCGUGUUGACGGAGUUUAACCAGCACGCACUGCCCCUGGUGAUCAGUGAAGACGCGAGUGCACUUUCACCGCGGCUUGACACCGUGCACCGCCAUGGCGCCAUCCUCGCGUAUGGCAUGUGUGGUGGAUCGGAGCAGGUAGAUGCACAUAGCGUCUACGUGCCCGUUCGUGCCGUUGGGACAGACAACAAGGACACUGCACCGGCACUGCUCCGCAACAUCGAUACCUUGGACAAGUCUCUCGAGGAGAACGGUGCCGUACCUAUGGCGCACGUCGGCGAUGGUGCGGCCAGCUUCAGGCGCCAAGCCAUCCACCCGACCAAGAAGCUGCUCAUCGGGCCGUACCUUAUCAACCCGAACAUCCUCGUGACAAUGGCCAAGGAGGGCGAGGUGGACAUUACGGCCAGCGACCUCGAUUACGCCGACAAGCAGAACCAGUCGGCAACAAUGAAGCUGUCAGACCACCACGUAGACCCCAAGACCAGGAAGGUCGUCGCGGUGGACUCGAUACGGGCGGCUAUCGCGUCGCGCUGCAAACGGAGCCCUGCGGGUGGAGUGGGCUCCACCGCUGAUGGGACCUAUUACGGCACGUAUCUCUUUCAUUCCUUCUUCCACAUGUUCACUGGCGUCUUCUACACGGACGUGACGCCCCGCGAGGCUAUCAGGAAGGCCGCGUUUGUGCUGGGUUUCUUGGGCCACUGGGAGACCAGCCUUCACAAGACCAGCAAGACUUCACGCGCGCACGACAUCAGGGCCCACCUCAAGGCCCACUUCCUGACUAACGAGACACGGCAGGACAUCAUCAUCGCAUGCAACAACGUCAUCCUCGCGGCCGUGUACAUGCGGGAGUACUGCCUGGAGCGCAAGGUAAUGGUGAGGAUCUGCUUUGGCCAGCUGGGUAGUCGCCCCGCCGAGCACACCUUCCAGUCCCUUCGGUGCGCGGACAAGACAUCCUGCGUGUUCGGGAUGUUGAGAGCAGAGGAGCUCCUGCGCAACGUCCCCGUACAGCAGUCAACAGAGGCCGCGUCAGAGCUGGUUGUGCCCGACGCGAAACGUGGAGCUUCACGUGGGAAGGCCAGGGCAUUCGUCCCAGAAGCCGUGGGGGAGCCCGCAGUCGCGGCCAUCCGUGCUUACUACCCCGACGACAACAGUGUCACUGCCGCAAUCAACGCGGGACUCGAGGAGGUCCAAGCGCUCCUGACAAUGGACAUCGCAGCCAGCGACACCAUGAACACACGGGAUGAGGCCGCGGGUCGCGCUGGCGGUGAGAGCGGCGAGGUGGCUGGCGAGGGUCCCGUGGUCGGCGAAGGAACCGUGGGCGGUGAGGAACCCGCGGGCGGCGAGGAACCCGCGGGCGGUGAAGAACCCGCGGGCGGCGAGGAACAUGCGGGUGUUGAGGAACCUGUGGGCGGUGAGGAACCUGCAGGCGGCGAGGAGGCGCGCGAUGACGACCAGUCUGACUCCGACGGAGGAGAGCGUGGACGCCUGCUGAAGCGGCCGCGUGAUGUCAGCAUACUGCUGGCCUUGCGCGUGUUCACACGGCGGUUCAAUGCUUGCAUCGCCCGUCAACCCCGUGACCGUAUCCGUGGCAGGUUUUGGGGUGUCGACAUGCGUGAGGCUGUCAUGUUGCUGAACGAGGGUGACGAGGAUCACCUUUCAGACGGCGACUAUGUGGCCGUGCUGGAGGAGGUGGAGGGCCGCGCAGUAGUGCGUGUGGCCCUGGUGGAGGGGCUGCUCUGCCCCCAGGGGCGUGGCAGGGGUGCAGCCCGUUCUCGCCUGUCUACCACCAGGCGGCUUGACAUCGGUAACCCAGAUGGCAGGUUGCUGCUCCGNCUUCUACACCCUUCGCAAACCG